Molecule: messenger RNA, 330 nt
Organism: Histoplasma mississippiense
Lineage: Eukaryota; Fungi; Ascomycota; Eurotiomycetes; Onygenales; Ajellomycetaceae
Exons: 4
Coding region: 1-330 (109 amino acids)
Source: RefSeq, a predicted model, not a curated record
AUGGAGCUGCUCAGGCGGACAUGCGAGCGAGGUGUACAUGUGCGAGGCGCAGGCUCGACACCUCACACAAUCAAACGAAAGGCAGAAGUGGAGAGAUCUCCUGUUCUUGUCCGCUUCAAACACGGUCAGAUCCCAAUCGAGGGUAUUUCAUCGUUUUGCGGAUUUGGCCAGUCGUUCCUUGUAGUAGUCGACACUUUUCGUGUUCUUGAGGUAAAGGCUGAGUCAGCUAUUCCUCUCUUAAAUACGACAAUUCCGCGCAGAAUCCCAGCGAACUCGAGGCUGGUAUUUUGCACACCAGUGGCCGCGUUUCAACCUCAAAAAAGCCAGUGA